Messenger RNA from Momordica charantia (bitter melon), 1945 nucleotides. NCBI's taxonomy places the organism in Eukaryota, Viridiplantae, Streptophyta, Magnoliopsida, Cucurbitales, Cucurbitaceae. The record is from RefSeq and is a predicted model, not a curated record.
UUAGUCAGUCAACAAAAGAUGACCAAUUCCUCCACGGCCAUACCUUGGUGGACACGUCUCACUCCUCUGCUUCUCAAGUCUCAACACCAAAAUUUCAAUUCUUCUCAAUUUUGUAAAAUUUAAAAUCUCAAUUGCAAAGACUCGUGGAGGACGACCUCUGCUCCAUUGUUGGUCAAUCUCAUCUUCAAUGGGGCUCCGAUGGUUCCUGGAAAUGGCCUCACCUUCUGUUAUCUAUUUAAACAUCUCCAUUUCUGCUCCACUCUCUGCCAUCGCCAUUUUACCUUCAAAGCUCUUUCUUCUUUCUUUCUUCAGCAUCAGCCAUGGCCUUGGACGGCUCUACCGCCGAAGCAAAGCUAGCAAAUGCCAAGGCUCUGCUUACUGCCGCCGCCUCCUUCGCCGCCACCGUCGUCCUUGCUCGCUCCGUCGCCCAAGACCUCCUUCCGCCGCAACUCCGAGAAUAUUUCUAUGUUGGCUUCCGGAACAUCUUCAGCCGCUUCUCCAACCAACUCACCAUGGUGAUUGAGGAGAUGGACGGCCUCGGCCCCAAUCAAAUCUACGACGCCGCCGAGACCUAUUUGGCCACCAAAGUCUCCCCCUCCACUCACAGGCUCAAAGUCAGCAAGCCCGAGAAGGAGGAUAACAUCACCACCACCAUCGAAUCCAACGAGGAAGUAAUCGACAUCUUCAAUGGCGUCAAAUUGCAGUGGUUCCUCGUCUGUAACCAAAUCCAGAGGGAGAAUUUCCACAACCCUCGUUUGCCCUACAAAUCCACGGUCCGCUCCUUCGAGCUCUGUUUCCACAAGAAACACAGGGAAAUGAUCCUCAAAUCCUAUUUGCCCCAUGUUCUGCUCCAAGCAAAACUGUUGAAGCAGCAGACUAAAACCCUCAAGAUCUUCACCUUCGAUCCCCAGCACAUGUACAACCGCUUGUCGAAUUUGUGGAUCCCGACGAAUCUGGAUCACCCUGCCACGUUCGAUAAGCUUGCGAUGGACUCCGAAAUCAAGGGUUUCAUUCUGAGGGAUCUUGAACGAUUUGUGCAGAGGAAGGAGUUUUACAGGAAGGUGGGAAAGGCCUGGAAGAGAGGUUAUCUGCUGUACGGUCCGCCAGGAACAGGGAAAUCGAGCUUAAUCGCGGCAAUGGCCAAUUACUUGAAAUUCGAUGUGUACGAUUUGGAGUUAGCGGAGAUCCAGCGGAAUUCGGAUCUGAGGAAAUUGCUUAUGGGAAUGGCGAAUCGUUCGAUUCUAGUGGUGGAGGAUAUUGAUUGUUCGAUCGAGUUUCGUGAUCGACAAUCGGAAGGCGGAGAAGAGGAUGAUCCAGAAUCUUCUUCAUCGAGAAGAAGGGGACUGGUGACGUUAUCGGGACUGCUGAAUUUCAUCGACGGGCUGUGGUCGUGCUGCGGCGACGAGAGGAUAAUCAUAUUCACGACGAAUCGUAAAGAGAAGCUGGAUCCGGCGUUGCUCCGACCGGGAAGAAUGGAUGUUCACGUUCACAUGUCGUACUGCAGCCCCUGCGGAUUCAGGCUGUUGGCGUCAAAUUACGUAGGGAUUAAGAAUCACGAAUUGUUUUCUGAGAUCGAGGAAUGGAUUCUGAGGGCAAAAGUGACUCCGGCAGAGGUGGCGGAGCAACUGCUGAAGGGCGGCGACGGUGAGAAAGCAUUGAGCGAUUUGAUUGAAUUUCUGAAAACCAAAACGAGGGGAAAUGAAGAAGCCGAGGCUAAAAUCCGUCAAGAAAAGGAAGGGGAAGAAGAAGAAAAUGGUACAGGGACAGUGUCCUGAGGACUGAAGUCCGCCAUUGAUAAUAUAUUUGAACCUCUCGGACGAAGUAGCCCAUGAAUUUACAUAUUUAUCCCUAAAUUUCAAAAUCUCACCAAAUGGAAUCUGAAUUUACAAUUACAAUUACAUGUUAAUGCCUAAACUUCAAAAUAUCAUUAAAAUAUCUUUCUGAA